Messenger RNA from Solanum tuberosum (potato), 2184 nucleotides. RefSeq names its product probable inactive protein kinase DDB_G0270444. The transcript has a single exon. Gene Ontology annotation, molecular function: ubiquitin protein ligase activity. Gene Ontology annotation, cellular component: nucleus. The record is from RefSeq and is a predicted model, not a curated record. The coding region runs from base 741 to 1598 and encodes 285 amino acids. NCBI's taxonomy places the organism in Eukaryota, Viridiplantae, Streptophyta, Magnoliopsida, Solanales, Solanaceae.
CUUAUAUGAUAAAUUUAAUUCGCAACAAGGUAAAAAUAAAGAGUUGUGACUUGUUGCAACUUUUGGGAAGAAUUAUGACUAGUCUAAAAACUUGUGAUUUUUAUGAAGAGUUGUGAAUUUUCCACAAAGUUGUGACUUUUACGAAGAGUUAUAACUUCUGACUUUUCUAAAGGAGUGUGACCUUUCCGAUAAGGCACAUUAAGCACCUAUUCACGCUAUCUUUUGUUAUCUAUAAAUAGAGGAGUUUCAUCUUCUUAUUCUGCACAGACAGAUCCUACUAUUCUUUACCGCCUUUGAGUGGUUCGAUGACAUCGUGAUUUUAAAUACGAGUACACUGGUGAAUAACCUCUUUUUCUUUUUCUUAAGACUCUGGUAUUCGAGUGUGUGCUGUAAUUUUCUACAUUUAUACUGAUUAAAAAUAAAAAUUUCAACGUGUGCUGUAAUUUUCUAAAUUACAUUUUAAUUAAAUAAAAUUGAAAAAUGUUAUAAGUCUUGUGUAACAAUUUUUAUAGAAACUUGGGGGAAAGCAAAAAGAAAAGAAACAAAAAGGAAACUAAUUCCCACUUCCCUUUCUCAAUCAAAUUCUUAUAAAUAUUUCCCUUUCCCAAUCAAAUUCCUACAAAUAUUUUUUCCUUAUAAAUGCCUAACAUUAACAACAGUUGCAUUAAUUUCCAAUUCUUAACUUCUUUUUUUCUCGUAAUCUAACACAUAACACAGCCAUAAAAAAAGCUUCAAGAAACAUGUCUCAACACGAUCAAGUUCCCUGUUUUUGUACUCGUACACUACCACCUGAUGCUCCUCUCUUGAAUCGACUACAACACCUGCCUCCAGUUGAUUAUAGUUUCAUGUCUCGUAUUAAGUUUGAGCAUUCAAAUCUUGGUGAUAUUGUUGAUGAAGAAGAAGAAGAAGAAGAGGAGGAGUUGUCGGAUGAAGAAAUUAUGGAAGAAGACGAGCAAGAGGUAGAGGAAGCCGUGAGUGAGUUGAUUCUUGAUGAAGAAACUAAGGAAGAAGACGAGCAAGAGGUAGAGGAAGCCAUGAAUGAGUUGAUUCUUGAUGAAGAAAUUAUAGAAGAAGAGGAGGAUGUUGAAAAUAUGGAAGCAACAAUGGAGUCUGGGUGGUUUGUACAAACAAGAAUGGAGUAUGAUAUACAUUUGCUUAGUGAAGGCUACCAGCAAACAAGUGGAAGACGGACUAGGACAGCUCGAAUGCAAGUGAAUACUAACUACUUUCGUUACAAUAUUCAAGUGCCACAAUCGGCUCUUGAUGACACCUAUACUGAUGAAAUUGAAGUCGAACAACAAGAAGAGGAAGUGGUGGAGGAAGACGAUAUUAAUGAGUUUGUGGAUCAAGAUAUGUCUGAGUAUUUCGAAAGAAGUACAUGUUAUGUUACUUGUGUUAUGGACAUAGACGCCAACGAAGAUGGUAAUGAUGAGGAACAAGAAGCAUGUGCUAUCUGCCUACUUGAAUAUAAAGAUGAAGAUAACAUUGGCACACUUCAAUGUGGCCAUGAAUUUCAUGCUGAAUGCAUCAACAAGUGGCUGCAGAGGAAAAAAUCAUGUCCUUUCUGUAGAGCUUCAGUUUUUCCCACAAACACAUGACUGCCUACAUUAUUCUUAAUCUUGAAAAUUCAAUUAGAGUUAUUAUUUCUGUAGUGAUUCACAUUGCAAUCACAAUUCACUUUUUGAGUCUUUUACCUGUGCUUUAUUAUAGUUUUUGGUCAUGUUAUCUGUUUUUAAUAACAUCUAUAACACAUAAUUGAGUUCUGUGGUACCUACCAGCAUGAUUACCUAGUAAUUCACAUACUUGGGCAAUAGGAAUAAAUCAGCUAGUGUACUUGCCCAUGAUUUUCACUCACUUCAUUAAUCGUUAGCGUUGGAGGCUGAACAGAGGGAUCAGAUAGCUAAUGAGAACACAGGACUACUUGUAAACACAAAGUCCAAUUGUUUCGGAAGCACAAAAUCAAGAUUUUCUAGAGUUACAAUCACAUGCAGCUAGCAAAUGUGUCUGUAACUUCCUAUACAAAAAUGUAAACUAUAGAGUUGGGGUUCCCCUCCCAAGACAUUAAUUUGUUCACUAUACUCCUUUCUCGACUUCAUACGUGAUAAUUCUUUCAUGUUGCUGGGAGCUUAAGAAAAUAAUUGAUCAUGAUAUCACCUAGAAGUUUCAGCUGAAGUAGCUUCUCAA